Anoplopoma fimbria (sablefish) is the source of this 645-nucleotide messenger RNA. RefSeq names its product SNARE_SNAP25N and SNARE_SNAP23C domain-containing protein. Gene Ontology annotation, biological process: synaptic vesicle priming; synaptic vesicle fusion to presynaptic active zone membrane; exocytosis. Gene Ontology annotation, molecular function: syntaxin-1 binding; voltage-gated potassium channel activity; SNAP receptor activity. The record is from RefSeq and is a predicted model, not a curated record. Gene Ontology annotation, cellular component: plasma membrane; SNARE complex. Lineage: Eukaryota; Metazoa; Chordata; Actinopteri; Perciformes; Anoplopomatidae. The transcript is spliced from 7 exons. Bases 7 to 639 code for a protein of 210 amino acids.
GCCAACAUGGCGUCAGACCCGCCCAUACUGACAGAGCAGCUGGAGCUGCAGAGGAGAGCCAAUCAGGUCACGGAUGAGUCUCUGGAGAGCACAAGGCGGAUGAUGCAGCUGGUUGAGGAGAGCAAAGACGCUGGGAUCAGAGCUGUGGUUAUGCUGGAUGAACAAGGAGAGCAGUUGGAGCGUAUAGAGGAGGGCUUGGAUCAGAUCAACUCUGAUAUGAAGGAGGCAGAGAAAAACCUGACUGACCUGGGCAAGUGCUGUGGCCUCUGCUCCUGUGAUAAACUGAAGGCCUUUGAGGAGAGCGGGGCGUACAAGGCAGUUUGGGGCGGAGGGUCCGGUCAGGACGGCGUGGUGUCCAAUCAGCCGCCGUCGUCCCGAGUCGUUGAUGAGAGGGAGCAAAUGAUCAUGAGCGGAGGACACAUACGGAGGGUGACUAACGAUGCCCGGGAGGACGAGAUGGAGGAGAACCUGACUCACGUCGGCAGCAUCAUCGGAAAUCUGAAGAGCAUGGCGCUGGACAUGGGCAACGAGAUAGACACACAGAAUGUCCAGAUCGAACGCAUACAGGGAAAGGCUAUUCUCAACGUGUCCCGCAUCGACGCUGCCAACCAGAAAGCCAACAACCUCAUUAAACGAUAGAAGGAG